UAUUGAUCUGCUCCCUCCAAUUCAUCUCUUCACCUUGGUCUAGUCUUUGUCGCUGCUUAAGGGUCUCUCGUUUAUUCUCGUCUAUCCAUAAAGUCACACUACUUCUAGUGGGUGAGUGCAGCGUCCAUGGCGGACAUGUCGGGCAACAUGCUGAAGAGGCCUCACCCCGAGGAAGGAGAUGAUAACUCACAGAAGCGAACUCGCUCCAACGAUGGAUCGCCACGUCCUGGUCAGGGGGCGCCUGCUGCCACGGGAAAGGUGGAUAUUGAGAAGAUGGUGGCCGAGGCGAGAGCAAAAGCCGAAGCUGUACGCGCCAGGCUUCAAGCGGCCAAGGGGAUAAGCCCGUCUGCAAGCCCAGGGGUUGCCAGUCCUAGUCCUACACCUUCAGCUGCGAGUCCUGCGAUGUCUAGAUUGGAACAAAUGAAGGCGCGCGUGGCAGCUGCCACUGGAAGAGCCAGCACACCGGCCCAGCAACGACCCGUCGUUCCGAUACCAACCCCUCAGCCUCCCCCCCACGACAACGAAGACGAUGGCCUCUCGAAGGCUCGAGGUGGCUUAGACGUCGGCCUCCAUCCCGCUUUGUUGUCGGAUACGAUCGAAUUCAAGGGCAGCAAAGGACGGCAAUCGUCACAGUCAAAGAACCGACGGACAGAGAGUCCAGCUACGGGAGGGAGGCCCAAUCGAGCAGGACUCGAUCUGUCGGGGCCUUCCCUGGAAGAGAUAAAGAGCAAUCCCUAUUUCGAUCCGACUUUAGGCCCCAAGGCUACGGUCGCCAAGCCACGGGGCUCGCGCCAGCUUAUUUUCAACGAAAAGGGCAAAUAUAUCCAACAGGCUGCCGCUUUGCGUCGGCAGGCCCAGUUGGAGGAUAUGAAGAAGCGGAUUGCGGAGCGAGCGCGACAAGUGGGCAUUGAUGAGGAUCUGGACGUAGAGAAAGCAUUCCAGGUACCGGAACCGCCGGCGAUCGAGUGGUGGGACGAAGGCCUGGUCAACGGAGCGGACUAUUCAGCUAUCGAUGACGAGCAGAAUCUCAAGAUCGAUACUGCCGAUUCCAUCGUGACUCGCUACGUUCAACACCCGGUUCUUCUCGAUCCCCCACAGGACAAGCAUCUGAUCGAACAGAAGCCCAUGUAUCUGACACAUAAGGAACAAGCCAAGAUCCGUCGCCAGCGGCGUAUGGCUGAUUUGAAGGAACAGCAGGCGAAGAUCCGGCUGGGUCUGGAGCCAGCUCCCCCGCCAAAGGUCAAAAAGUCGAAUUUGAUGCGGGUUCUCGGAGAACAGGCCGUCAAAGAUCCAACGGCCGUCGAAGCACGCGUGACCCGCGAGAUCGCCGAGCGCAAAGCCGCCCACGAAGCCACGAACGCGGAGCGUAAGCUGACGAAAGACGAGCGUCGCGAGAAGCUGGCCACUCAGCAAGAAAAAGACGCGGAGAAGGGACUUGUGAUGUCGGUAUACCGGAUCGACAGCCUUGCGAACGGACGCCAUCGGUUCAAGAUCAGCAAGAAUGCAGAGCAGAACGCGCUCACGGGCGUCUGCGUCAUGAACCCUCGAUUCAACCUGGUGAUUGUCGAGGGCGGCGCGCACUCAAUAACCAACUACAGAAAGCUCAUGCUGAACCGGAUCGACUGGACGGAGAAUGCGGGGCCCAAUUCCGUGCGAGAAGGCAACCGCGAAGCUCAAAUCGCAUGGCUCGCGGCCGAGGACGAGCAGACAGGCGAUUUGAGAGACCUGAGCCACAACACGUGCUCCCUCCUGUGGGAGGGUGAGGUCAAGGCGCGAGCGUUCCGGAAGUGGCUGGGUGCACGGAUCUGCGAGAGCGACUCGCAAGCGAAAGACGUUCUGUCACGUUCGAAGAUGGAAAAUUUCUGGACAUUGGCCAAGAGCGCUAAGCAAGCCGAGACGUGAUUUUUUUUUAUCUCAACGAGGAGUCGGCUAACAGUCGAGUUGUAUAUAGCUAGCUGCUCGCCACGUGCCGCUUUUAAAUUCUACGAUUCAUGUAUAAUAACCAGUAAU
Molecule: messenger RNA, 2010 nt
Organism: Aspergillus candidus
Lineage: Eukaryota; Fungi; Ascomycota; Eurotiomycetes; Eurotiales; Aspergillaceae
Product: U4/U6-U5 snRNP complex subunit PRP3
Exons: 1
Coding region: 127-1902 (591 amino acids)
Biological process (GO): mRNA splicing, via spliceosome
Cellular component (GO): U4/U6 x U5 tri-snRNP complex
Source: RefSeq, a predicted model, not a curated record